Molecule: messenger RNA, 1878 nt
Organism: Sclerotinia sclerotiorum 1980 UF-70
Lineage: Eukaryota; Fungi; Ascomycota; Leotiomycetes; Helotiales; Sclerotiniaceae
Exons: 4
Coding region: 1-1878 (625 amino acids)
Biological process (GO): positive regulation of transcription by RNA polymerase II
Cellular component (GO): nucleus
Source: RefSeq, a predicted model, not a curated record
AUGUCCAGCCAGGACCAACAGCAGCAACAACAGCCGGCGCAAACACAGACUUCGACGUCUUCGAGUUCUAAUAAUGAAAACGCUACUACGGCGACUUCAUCAAUUCAGCAAAAUGUUGUAGCUGAUGAUAGUUUACUAUGUCAGUGGGAGAAAUGUUCGGAAAGAUGUCCCACUCCAGAAGCUUUAUUUGAUCACAUCUGCGAGAAACAUGUUGGAAGGAAGAGCACCAAUAACUUAAACCUUACUUGCGGUUGGAAUUCAUGCCGUACUACUACCGUCAAACGCGAUCAUAUUACAUCUCACAUUCGUGUUCAUGUGCCACUGAAACCACAUAAAUGUGAAUUCUGUGGAAAGGCAUUCAAGCGUCCACAAGAUUUGAAGAAACAUGUCAAGACCCAUGCCGAUGAUUCCGUUUUAUUGAGAACUCCAGAACAAUCUGGUGGUUCAAAUGGGGGAUACAGACAACCAGGCGGUAAAGUAAUUGCUAAUUUGCAACACCUUGCAGCCAAUCCUAUGGGUUAUUAUGAUCAUAAUGCUUCGAUGCAUCCUGGUUCUGCCGGGGUUUAUGGCAAUUCUCAUCACGGUGGUCAUAGUGGAUAUUAUGCACCUGCGCACUCUCAACAAUCUUCAUAUGGAGGAGGCCCAGGCUAUUAUCAAAUGUCUCACAACCCUGAUCUCGGUCAACAUGCAGCUUGGGAUGAGAAAAAGCGAAAUUUCGAUAACUUGAAUGAUUUCUUCGGUGCCGCUAAGCGUCGUCAAAUUGAUGCUCAUUCUUAUCAACAAGUCAAUCAGAGAUUGAUGCAAUUACAAGGAAUUCCUAUUGGUACAGGUGGAGGUAUCUCUGAUUACAUUCAUUCAGCACCUCAAUUGGUUCCAAUUGACGGUCACGGCGGUCACGGACAUGGAGGGCCUAUGCCACAACACCAAUACUCCCUCCCUCUCCCGAACUUGCGGACCAAGAGUGAUUUGAAUUCCAUUGAUCAAUUCUUGGAGCAAAUGCAAUCAACAGUAUACGAAAGUUCAAACGCUGCUGCCGCAGCUGGUAUUCACCAACCUGGUGCUCACUACACUCACCAAGCUCUCAACUUCCGUCAAAGUCACUCGCCACCACAAACUCAUAUCCACAAUAUUGGUUCAAUGGCGCCACAUGUUUCCACUUCUUACGCUUCAGCACCAAUGACCGCAACUCACUCAUCUCAUUCAGUUUCUUCUGGUACACCAGCUUUAACACCUCCCUCAAGUUCCGUUUCAUAUACUUCCGGAAAUUCCCCGAUGUCCUCAAGUGGAAUGUCUCCCAUCUCAAGACACAGUUCAACAUCAAAUGCAGCAUACCCUAAUCUUCCAGCUGUAACGCUUGGAUACUCCCCACAUCAUUCAGCAACCGCACCAACAUCCACACUUGGUACAAACUUCGAUAGUGAUCCCCGUCGUCGUUACUCCGGUGGGGUGCUCCAAAGAAGUGCUGGUGGACUUAACUCAAGUCAAUAUCGCGAGUCUAUGGAGACAUCUACCGUUGGUUCUCCAACACCAUCUCCAAAGGAAACAACACCUCGCCCUGAGUCAAUUGUUAAGACAGAAGUUACCAAUAAUAUUGACCCAGCUCUUUCUGAUGCUGGUUCACCUUCUGUUCGAUCAGUUGAUACUUUGGAGAGUGCUCGUGAUAGAGCUGAAGAGGCAUGGAUUGAAAACAUUCGUGUCAUUGAAGCUUUAAGAAGAUAUGUCAGUGAUCGUCUUCAAAAUGGAGAGUAUGUCAAGGAUGAAGAAGACGAAGAUGUAUCUAUGGCCGACACUGAUAUGCAAGAUACACAAGUAAAGACUGAGGAGAAGCCUGUCGAAAGUUUGUAUCCAGUGUUGAAAACGGAUGAUGAUGAUGAGUAG